Leptosomus discolor (cuckoo roller) is the source of this 1464-nucleotide messenger RNA. Its product is annotated as protocadherin gamma-B5. Gene Ontology annotation, molecular function: calcium ion binding. Gene Ontology annotation, biological process: homophilic cell-cell adhesion. NCBI's taxonomy places the organism in Eukaryota, Metazoa, Chordata, Aves, Leptosomiformes, Leptosomidae. Gene Ontology annotation, cellular component: plasma membrane. The record is from RefSeq and is a predicted model, not a curated record.
AUGGAGGUGCGACCGGCAGCGCAGGGCCGGGCAGUCGCCGGGCGGGUCGCGCUGUUGGCCGUGCUGCUGCUGGUGUGCUGCCGGGCGGCGCCGGAGCGGCUCCGCUACGCCAUCCCCGAGGAGCUGGGCAGAGGCUCGCUGGUGGGGCCGCUGGCGCGGGACCUGGGGCUGACCCCAGCCGACCUGCCGGCACGCAAGCUGCGGAUAGUUUCUGGUGACGAAAAGCAAUACUUCACUCUCGGAGAAGGUAAUGGAAGUCUGCGGGUAAACGAGAGGAUAGACCGAGAGGGCAUCUGCGGGGUCGUGUCACCCUGUGUCCUCAGUUUGGAGGCAGUAGUGGAAAACCCUUUCAAUAUGUUUCAUGUGAGCGUUACUAUUCAGGAUAUCAAUGACAACGCGCCGCAGUUUGACAGAGAAUUUGUUGCCAUAGAAAUAAUCGAGUCCACGCCUCCUGGGGCCAGGUUCCCACUGGGCAGUGGCAGAGACCCCGACGUUGGGGCGAACUCAUUAAAAAACUACCAACUUACCCCCAACCCGUUCUUCUCCCUUGUGGUGAGGGAGAGUCCUGAUCGGACGAAACAUGCGGAAUUGGUACUGGAGAAGAGUUUGGAUCGAGAAAAACAGAGAAAUCACCAUUUGAUACUGACGGCAGUGGAUGGCGGGGAUCCAGUCCGAUCCGGGACCGCACAGAUUAAGAUUAAUGUGACCGACGCAAAUGACAACCCGCCGGUAUUCACCAAAGAGAUCUACAAGGUUCGACUGCUAGAAAACCUGCCAGAGGGCUCCUUAGCAUUUCAGGUGAAAGCUACUGACGCCGACGAAGGUACAAACGCGGAAAUUACCUACUCCUUCAGUGACAUCGCAAAUAAUGCACGCCAGCUCUUUGCUCUGGACUCCAGGACAGGGGACGUGAAGGUUACCGGCCCCUUAGAUUAUGAAGAGGGGAACUACUACGAAGCAAGUGUUGAAGGCAAGGACGGGGGCGGGUUGACCGCCCAUGCCAAAGUGCACAUAGACAUUCUAGACGUGAAUGACAACGAGCCAGCCCUUUCUCUCUUGCCUAUCUUGAAACCGAUACCCGAAGACUCGGUCCCAAGCACAGUUGUAGCUGUGAUCAAUGUCCGUGACAGAGACUCAGGGGAUAACGGAGAAGUAAACUGCAAAAUCGACGGCGAUUUGCCUUUCAGACUAGAACCGUCAUCAGAGAACACCUAUAAACUAAUAAUAGCCAGUGCCCUGGACAGAGAAAACGUCUCCGCUUACAAUAUCACCAUCACUGCCAGGGACCGGGGCGCGCCGGCGCUGUCCAGCGUGGCGGCGCUGGUGCUGGAGGUGUCGGACGUGAACGACAACGCGCCGGUGUUCGAGGAGGCGGCCUACAGCGCGUACGUGCCGGAGAACAACGCGGCGGGCGCGGAGGUGGUGCGCGUGCGGGCGCGGGACGCGGACGCGGGCGCCAACGGG